AUGCCCUCGCCAGCGGAGGCGAUGGCUCAGGCCCCGCUUCUGGGGACUCUGUUCACCAUGUUCCUCUACGGAAUUACCUGCGUCCAAGCGUUUUACUACUCGCAGAACUACCAGGAUGAUAGAAUGGGGGUCAAACUUGUUGUCGCAGCUGUAUGGUUGCUGGAGACGGCUCAUACUGUCCUCUCGAUCUACUUCAUCGAAUGGUACUUGAUCAACAACUUCACCAAUGAAGAGAAUCUCUUUCUUGUUAAUUGGGGUAUUCCUACGUCGUUUAUUGUCGGCUUCACCGUCGCUUUCGUUGUCAAUUUGUACUUCAUUUGGCGAUUUUGGAGGUUAUCGAGGAAUUGGGUCGUACCUGUCAUUCUGCUUAUGCUAGCCGUCGCUCGGUACGCGGUGGGAUUACUGAACUCGGUUCAAUCAAAGACGCUGUCUGGGAAGACUUCCGAGCCAACGAUUUUGUGUGUUUUCCUCCCCGCAUAUGUUCUCGCGUCGAAGUCUCUUACUGGCGGCGCGUUCAAGGUUUUCAUCGUCGUGGGAUACGUCCUUUCCGUCCUCGUCGACGCUCUUAUCGCCGUAUCUUUGUGCUGGCUUCUCCAUAGUCUUCGGACAGGCAUCAAGCGAACCGAGAACCUUAUCGACAAUCUCAUAAUCUACACCAUCAACACAGGCGUAUUGACUUCACUCGGGGCAAUCCUCGUUCUCAUCCUGUUCCUCACGCUGCCCACAUCUCUCGCAUUCAUCGGCGCGUUACAAGUGCAAUGCAAGUUGUACGCUAUCUCGCUCCUCGCGUCCCUCAAUUCGAGGCACUCUACGCUCAGCGCCUCGCAACCUUACACGUCGUCGCUUAUGGUCCAUAACAACACCUUUGCCAUGUCCCCGACACGGAGCUUCAGCGCCAAGCGGAGUGGUGGGAACCAUGUUAGCCGCAUUGAGAUCCACAAAUCAGUCGAGACGGAGCAUGAUACCGGUCAUGUAUUAUGCGAUAAUAUGUACUUCUAUCUGGCCACAUGCUACCAAGUGCACGUAUACGCCGCCAGGGUGGAGGUUGUCGUAUUCUCUGCCGUACAUGCGGUAGGCGAGGGCUCGUGCAUGCGUUCGAAUGUCGUCGCGCUUGGUCCAACCAGAGAGUCGGAAGGCAUGAGCAUGGCUGUCGGCACACCCGAAGGACGAAGAAGAGAAGCAGGAGACGCAUCGACGGGUUGUCCAGUCGGGAAGUUCUGGAGAGAUGUACUAGAGAUUGACUAG
Coniophora puteana RWD-64-598 SS2 is the source of this 1245-nucleotide messenger RNA. RefSeq lists its product as uncharacterized. Lineage: Eukaryota; Fungi; Basidiomycota; Agaricomycetes; Boletales; Coniophoraceae. The record is from RefSeq and is a predicted model, not a curated record. The coding region runs from base 1 to 1245 and encodes 414 amino acids. The transcript is spliced from 16 exons.